Diprion similis is the source of this 3269-nucleotide messenger RNA. RefSeq names its product kinesin-like protein Klp61F. NCBI's taxonomy places the organism in Eukaryota, Metazoa, Arthropoda, Insecta, Hymenoptera, Diprionidae. The transcript is spliced from 16 exons. Bases 123 to 3161 code for a protein of 1012 amino acids. Gene Ontology annotation, molecular function: microtubule binding; plus-end-directed microtubule motor activity; ATP binding. Gene Ontology annotation, biological process: microtubule-based movement; mitotic spindle assembly. Gene Ontology annotation, cellular component: nucleus; spindle microtubule. The record is from RefSeq and is a predicted model, not a curated record.
CUCCAGCUUGCUCACUGAUCAGCCAACGGAUAUUUGAGCCGUUCCAGCACUUUUCAGUAAUUGCCGUACGCCAAACUGCUUGUGGAAACUCCCGUGUGUACUAAAAAAACGUGCAACUGAAAAUGAAUGAAACGCGGAUAAGUAAAAAGGAUAAAAACCAACACAUACAAGUCUUCGUUCGUGUCAGGCCAGCAAAUGAUGUGGAAAAAUUGGGUAAAUCUUUAACAGUGGUAGAAGUACCUUCUAGCAAAGAAGUUCUUGUGCGAGAGAAACCGCAGGACAAGCUCUCCAAGAAAUUCACAUUUGAUAAGGUCUUCGGACCUUUAUCCAAACAAGUCGAUGUCUAUCAAGCAGUGGUUAGUCCUCUAUUGGAUGAAGUUCUUGCAGGCUAUAACUGUACAGUUUUUGCCUAUGGACAAACUGGAACGGGUAAAACUUUUACCAUGGAAGGUGUCAGCAAUGAUCCGUCUCUCCACUGGACUACUGACUCAAGUGCAGGAAUAAUUCCCCGCUCUUUGAGUCAUCUAUUUGAUGAACUCCGUAUGUUGGAGGCUCAGGAAUAUACAGUACGAGUCAGUUUCCUUGAAUUGUACAAUGAGGAAUUAUUUGACCUUCUUUCUCCCCAUGAUGAGGCAUCUAAAAUAAGAUUGUAUGAGGAUGCUUCUAAGAAGGGGGCAGUUAUAAUUCAUGGACUAGAAGAAGUGACGGUUCACAAUAAGAGUGAAGUAUUCAAGAUACUCGAAAAAGGUUCAGAAAAACGACAGACAGCUGCAACUCUUAUGAAUGCGCAUUCCAGUCGGUCUCACACUGUAUUUUCAAUUACGGUACACAUAAAAGAAAAUACAGUCGAUGGAGAAGAGUUGCUGAAAACUGGGAAAUUAAAUUUGGUCGACUUGGCCGGAAGUGAGAACGUAGGAAGGUCUGGUGCUGUGGACCGAAGAGCUAGAGAGGCUGGAAAUAUUAAUCAGUCUUUACUGACCCUUGGCAGAGUUAUUACUUCACUUGUUGAGCGGGCACCACAUAUUCCUUAUCGAGAGUCAAAAUUGACAAGAUUACUUCAAGAAUCUCUCGGAGGUCGUACCAAAACUUCAAUAAUUGCUACUGUAUCACCGGCAAGUAUUAAUCUGGAAGAGACACUUUCUACCUUGGACUAUGCACAUCGUGCCAAAAACAUUACUAACAGACCAGAACUCAAUCAAAAACUAUCAAAGAAAGCACUCCUCAAAGAAUACACUGAAGAAAUUGAGAGAUUGCGACGUGAUCUUCUUGCUACUAGGGAACGAAAUGGGGUUUAUUUAGCUCAAGAAAAUUAUAAUGAUAUGCAAGCUCAGAUAGAAUGUAUGGAGAAAGAUAUCACUGACAAGAUUAAUCACAUUAAGGCUCUGGAAGAGCAGAUGAAUAAGAAAGACGAAAUUUUCAACGAGUUGCACAUUAAUUAUGAAGUUCGUACAAAUGAAUUGUGUAAAACGCAAAACAUACUUGCAAAUACGGAAGGUAUUCUAAAAGUAACUGAGAGUCGAUUACUGCAGGCUAAACAAGAAUGUAAUGAAAAUAAAUACUUGGUCCAAAAACAUGCUGUGACAGAAAAAAUUUUGUCAUCUCAAGCACGUCAGUUACUGGGAGUUGCUGACAUUGCGACCAGUGACACUCUUAAGCUUCAUGAUAAAAUUACUCGUAAAACUCAAGUGGAGCAAGAGAAUGAAAAACUUGGACAGCAAUUUCAGAAGGAUAUGAUGAAUGGAGUGGAAGAAAUCGAGAAAGACUGCAUGGAAUACGCCCAGAAUCUGGUACAAUUUUGUAUGAACACAAAAAAUGACAUAGGAUCACAACUGGCAGUACAGAAUAGAGGUAUCGACACCACAAUUCAACAUGUCUCUAAAGAUCUUGUUGCGAAGCAAUGUGCGGCGAAAUCAACUUUGAUUGAACAUGCAGAUUGUUCUUUCAACAUCUAUGAAUCCUGGAUCAGUGAACACCUGCAAAAUGUUAAAACAGUAUCUGAACACGAGAGUAAACUUCUAAAUGAAAUAUCUUUGAUGUUGGCACCAAAACUUGAGGAGCUAAUUCAAACUACAAUGCAAAAAAAAUUGCAAACUUUAUCUGCAUCUGUAACAGAAAAAUUGGAAGAAAUGUUUACAUACGUUGAGAGUGCAAAGAAUGAAAUCUGUCAAAGUUUGACAAUAAGCAGACAACGGCUUUCGAACAACGUUACAAAAGUCACAGAACACAUUCAAACUGUACAAACAAAACAAAACGAAAUACGCGAGAAUAACAAGAAAUUCAAGGAGCAAUUCGAGAAAUUAUGUAAACAAUUCACGACUAUGUAUACAUCAAACGAAGCGAAUCACACAGACGUUGCUAACAUUUUAGUGGACAUUAGCGAUACCCAUGACAACAUCAAUACUGAUGCAAUCGAAUCAUGUCAGAACAUCGUAAAAAGUGAAAAAUGCUAUGAGGAUAGAGUCAAAGAAGGAAUUGAAGUCCUCAAAAAUGAAGUACAAGUCAGCGUUAACGAGAUUGUACCGAUAGCUGAUUCUGUUACUGCUCGCUGGUAUAAACUAGUAGAUGAACUACGAACUCAGCUUCAAGACACCAGCGAAGUUUGGAUUAAGCAACGUGAUGUAUCUGAACAGAGUAUAGCUAAAUUACAAGAAGCAAUCCGGCAGGAGCAGAAAAGAUUACUGUCAAGUGCCCAAGAAUUUCAACAAAUAGUGAUGGAUGCUAGUGUGAACCAUGAAGAAUUCAUGGAGAAUCAGCGAAGUAAAGUGUGGCAAUUCAGUCAUGAGUUGCAACAUAAAUUAGAGGAACAGGGCAUAGGUGCUAGUCAUUGGGCAGCUGAUGUCUCUGCUAAAUUACGUACAACACAACAUCAGGUUGAGAAAUUCAUCGCCGAAGACCUCCGGAGAGAUUUCCCCACUGGAAGUACACCAGUGAAAACGGAGCAUCAUUAUCCAAGAGAGCUCGCUGCAACAUCACCUCAUGAACGAAUAAUUCAACGGUUUCGAGCUGCAAUGAACGAGGCUCUUAAUGAUAACGAGCAUGACAACAAAGAAAACGACGAAGAAGAAUGUAUAAAAUCCGAAAUCAUUCAACCAAAGCAGAUGAUACCGAAGUUAAGGACAUCUCAGCUAACUGAUCGGCGUAUUCUUGGACCACACAACUGAAUGAAAUUAAUUAUUUUAAAUUUUGCGUUGACUAUUUUAUUUUACUUGCUAAGAAUGGCACAGUAUCUGGCAAGAACCUGCUGCCAAUAGCUACGAAUUUUAUAAAUU